This is a messenger RNA of Onychostoma macrolepis, 2903 nucleotides long. It is a transcript of the gene fem1a, whose product is annotated as fem-1 homolog a. NCBI's taxonomy places the organism in Eukaryota, Metazoa, Chordata, Actinopteri, Cypriniformes, Cyprinidae. The record is from RefSeq and is a predicted model, not a curated record. The transcript is spliced from 2 exons. Gene Ontology annotation, molecular function: protein binding. Bases 231 to 2075 code for a protein of 614 amino acids.
UCGCGCUGUGCGCUGACAGGACGCACGGACUCCAUUACCCAGCGUUCCGCGCGGCACUGGUAAACAGAGCUGUCAAACAACAUCGACGCCAUUUCGACAAGAGCCUUAAAAUGGCAGUAUAAUGCAAAGCGGGGAUCGCUCCUCACUAAAUAAGAAGCGACACGCGCUUCUCACGCCCGCGAACACGGACGCGCUUUAACGGACGCUCGAAGACGCCCCGCGGCGACGCGAUGGAUAUCAGCACCGCGGUGUUUAACGCGGCGAGAGACGGAAAACUCAAACUCAUCCAGAAGUUGCUGAGCAACAAAAGUCCGGAGGAGCUGGAGGCGCUGGCGGAGGAGAAGACGCAGGGAGGCACGCCGCUGCUGAUCGCGUCGCGCUACGGACACCUGGAGGUGGUGGAGUACCUGCUGGAGCACUGCAAGGCCAGCGUGGAGCUCGGCGGAUCCGUCAACUUCGACGGCGAGACGAUCGAGGGCGCUCCGCCGCUGUGGGCCGCCUCCGCCGCGGGACACUUACCUGUGGUGAAGACGCUCCUGAAACACGGAGCUUCUGUGAACAACACCACCCUGACCAACUCCACCCCGCUCCGGGCCGCCUGCUUCGACGGACACCUGGAGAUCGUGCGCUACCUGGUGGAGCACCGCGCUGACAUGGAGGUGGCCAACCGGCACGGCCACACCUGCCUGAUGAUCUCCUGCUACAAGGGCCACAAGGAGAUCGCCCGGUUCCUGCUGGAGCGCGGGGCCGACGUCAACCGCCGGAGCGUGAAGGGCAACACGGCUCUGCACGACUGCGCCGAGUCCGGCAGCCUGGAGAUCAUGAAGAUGCUGCUGAAGUGUGGUGCGCGCAUGGAGCGGGACGGCUACAGCAUGACCCCGCUGCUGGCCGCUAGCGUCACCGGACACACCAACAUCGUGGAGUACCUGGUGCACCAGCCGCGCUCGGCCCGGGAGCAGCGCAUCGACGCGCUGGAGCUGCUGGGGGCCACCUUCGUGGACAAGAAGCGCGACCUGCUGGGCGCCAUGCGCUACUGGCGGAGAGCCAUGGAGCUGCGGCAGACGGGCGAGAAGACCCUGGGCAAACCGGCCCCGGGGCCGCCGGUUCCGGCGUAUGACUGCGCCCGUGAGGCGGCGACGGCCGAGGAGCUGGAGGCGCUGAUCACCGACCCGGAUGAGAUGCGCAUGCAGGCACUGCUGAUCCGAGAGCGCAUCCUCGGGCCCUCGCACCCGGACACGUCCUACUACAUCCGCUACCGCGGGGCCGUCUACGCCGACUCGGGCAACUUCGAGCGCUGCAUCCGCCUGUGGAAGUACGCUCUGGACAUGCAGCAGAGCAACCUGGACCCGCUCAGCCCCAUGACGGCCAGCAGCUUCCUAUCCUUCGCCGAGCUCUUCUCCUUCGUGCUGCAGGACCGAGCCAAGGGCCGGGUCGCUCGGGUCACCUUCCAGGAUCUGAUGGGUGUUCUGGGGAAGAGCGUGCGUGAGGUGGAGCGUGCCGUGGCGCAGCGAGACAGUCCUCCGGAGACGCCGCAGUUCACCAAAGCGCUCUGCAUCAUCCUGCACCUGCUGUUCCUGCUGGAGAAGCUGGAGUGCACUCCGGAGCAGGAGCACCAGAAGCGGCAGACCGUGUACCGGCUGCUGAAGCUCAACCCGCGGGCGCGGAGCGGCUUCUCGCCGCUGCACAUGGCCGUGGACAAGGACACCACGUCAGUGGGCCGUUACCCGGUGGGGCGUUUCCCGUCGCUGUCCGUGGCGAGUCUGCUGCUGGAGUGCGGCGCUGACGUGGACUCGCGCGACUGCGAGAACAACACGCCGCUGCACAUCGCCGCCGCUAACGGCUGCCCCGAGAUCAUGGCGGCGCUCAUCCGGGCCGGAGCGCACUUCGACGCCACGAACGCGCGGCGCAAGACGGCCUACGAUCUUCUGGACGAGCAGAGCAGCGGGCGGCACGCGCUACACCCGCUCAGCUACGUCACGCUGCAGUGUCUAGCGGCCCGCGCCAUCGAGAGCCACAGACUGCCCUACAAAGGGCUGAUCUCGGAGGAGAUGGAGGCCUUCAUCGAGCUGCACUGACCCCCAGCAAUAAUCCACCCAACUAGCCAAUAAUGCUCCCGAAGGCUCGUGGGUGAUCUUCCAGGAAAUUUGCCUCUUUCUGUUCUUGUCUUUGCCUGACAGGGCUCGUUUCAGGGCGUCACAAACUGCUUAUCGAUCGCAUGAUCAGAGCAUUAAUGCAAAAAUGAAAUGCAAGUGUUUUCUAUCAGACUCUCUGGUUCUACCCGUCUCUCUUUUAGUGUGUCAACAUGGUGUUGAGUUGCUUCUCGGUGAUGAUCCUGAAGGACUUUCGAAGCCCGUGGUGCCAAAUGCUAGCCUUACACGGUUGUCUUUUCUAACAGCUUUGAAUGUGUGCGGCUGUGAUUUUAAUGUGUUUUUACUGAAUUUCCUUCCUCUGGGGAUGGACUGUAAUAUAUGGAACUUGGCACUUUAUCCCCCCCGUAUGAGAACAGCUAUUUUUGAAUUGCUGACGUUACAUUGAUAUCUAUGCAGUUUAUUAACAGCGGUGGAUUUGGAGUGACAGAUUUGGCAACCAGGUUGUUUUUGUGUUUUCUUUUCCUUUGCAGGGUUACGUGAGAAGCUUCAUAUGCGUUCUAAUCUUAUUCUAAAUGCCUGUAAGUUUUUAUUCUUGGUAAGAUUUCAUGGCUGAACUGAUUUAUUUCUCUGUUGUCCGGUCUGUCAUUGUAAAUGCCACGCUGUGGAAGCACUUUGGAAAUAUUAACACUCUGUUUAACCUCGAAAACCAGAGACAUCUCUCAGAAACUACAACUGAUUUGGUUAAUUUAAGACAAUUUACUACAAGACAAAAAUGUGUAUGGUGGUGCCUGAAUAAAAUUCAAGUGUCCCGUC